CAUCAGAAACUGUCAAAGUCACGAAAAAGACGCUAAAGUCUAUCUUUUCGUAAAUAAAAGCUAAAAGUUGCUGUUAUUUAUAAUAAUUGGUAUAAAAAGUACUUAAAACGAUUCGUAUUAAGUUCGAGGCUGUGUAUAAAACAUAAAUAUGGGGGAUUUGUGCACCGCUUGCAUGUGUUCGGGACGGAAUUUGUAUUACAUCGGAGAUACUGGCUAUCACCACUUGUAUUCACAAAUUUUGAAUGAAAUACAGAUCUACGACACGUCUCCCCUAUACAUCCGAGUGUGCUGGGAGUGCCGCGCCGUGCUGCGCAAGUGGCUGCAGUUCACGCGCCGCGUCAAGCUCAGCCACAACCGGCUGCAGUACAUGCUACAGAACAACUUCUCAGACAUCGCCCCCGAGCCGCCCCGGCUACAAAUCUGCCAAGUAGUAACCGAAAGCUUUCCCCUACUCACCCACAUUAAGGCUGAACACCCACAGUCCCCGCUGUCUCCGUCAUCGCACACACUCGGUGAUGGUGAAAGCGGGGAUUACGAUGGCGGUGAAAGCGGGGGUUACGAUUGUGUGAAGGAGGAAGCGAUGCAUUGUGAGCCGGAGACCUUUGUCAAUGAUCUGCAGUUUGAAACUAAGAAGAAGAAGGAUAAGAAGCCACCAAAAAUAAAAGAGAAAACAAAGAAGAAAGAUAAAGCCAAGCCUGAAAAGGUACCUCCAAAGAAAAAGGUAAAGACUCGGAAGAAACGGCUGAUAUCCUUGGAGGAGGAGCAGUUUGAUGAGAGAGAGGAGGUUGAGACGGAGGUAGUGGGAGAGAAGGAGGUAAAGGAUGUGAAGGAUGUCACUGUUAAGAGUGUGAUAGAUGCAGAUAUUGAACAAGAGAGGAUCCCCGAGAGCUCAAGACUGACGGACAGCAAGUGUCUGCCCGACAAGCCUCAAUGCGCCGAAUGCGGGAAGCACUUCAGCUCCAAGAAGACUUAUAGGUACCAUCUCAACGUCUUACAUAAAGGUCAGAACAGAUACCCGUGUCCUCGCUGCGGGAAGGUGUACCAAUGGAAGUCUAACCUUGGCCGACAUCUCAGAAGUCAUAAGGCUCGUGAUUCAGGUGAACUGUACUGCGCACUAUGCGACAAGCGAUUCGCGUCCGUCGCCACCUACAGGCAACACCUCCGAGUGUCGCGCCGACACGUCACCGAGACUGACUUCAGUUUCACGUGUCAUGAAUGUGGUAAGAAGUUCGUCAGUAAGACUCGACUCCGCGAUCACAUCGAUUGGGAACAUCUAAAUAAUAUCAAGUUUAGAUGCCAGCUCUGUAAUAAGGCGUUCAAAUGCCACACAUCUCUGUACGUGCACCUGCAGAACGUGCACAGGAACAAGGAGAAGAAGGACAACCUCUGCCACGUCUGCGGCAAGUCUUACCAGAACGCGGCCAAACUAAAGUACCACAUAGUAGCCAUGCAUACAGGAGAGACGCCGUACCGCUGUCAGCAGUGCAGCGCGGCCUUCGGCUGGUAUUCCUCCCUCUACCGACACGUCAGGGAGGUGCAUUACAAGAUGAAAAUGCAGCCGAAGAAAUCGAAAAAGAUUAAGAAGCCGGAAAUGCCCCCCCUACUCGUACACAAACCGGAAAUGGUUCCCUCGCUACUGAGUCAGAAGUCUGACAUGGGUCCGACAUUGCUGGGGCAGCAAUUGUCUCUCCCACCGCUACCCAUUGGCAACGCUCUAGGGACCAUAGAGCCUCGGUAGGCUCUAGAACGGCCGUAAAGACUAUAGAGACUCUAAGCUGACUCUAGUA
Messenger RNA from Helicoverpa zea (corn earworm), 1787 nucleotides. Its product is annotated as zinc finger protein 2-like. Gene Ontology annotation, biological process: regulation of transcription by RNA polymerase II. The transcript is spliced from 11 exons. NCBI's taxonomy places the organism in Eukaryota, Metazoa, Arthropoda, Insecta, Lepidoptera, Noctuidae. Gene Ontology annotation, cellular component: nucleus. Bases 149 to 1738 code for a protein of 529 amino acids. The record is from RefSeq and is a predicted model, not a curated record. Gene Ontology annotation, molecular function: RNA polymerase II transcription regulatory region sequence-specific DNA binding; DNA-binding transcription factor activity, RNA polymerase II-specific.